GGGAGUCUCUUGUUGUUCUGUCUUUCUAGUAACCGUGUAAUAAUCCUCUUAGGGCUUUCAUGGCUUCGAGCGAGUCCUCUGUUCCUGCACCUUCUUCGACAUCAUCUAGGGUUGGUUCAGGAACCGUUGGAAAGGCAGUUGAUGCCCUUCUGAACUGGAAUGAAUCCAAGAAAAAGCAGCAGAAAGCCCAGCUAAUAGAGGAAGAUGACUUCCUCUACCUCAUUCUAACCCUUAAGAAGAUCCCUGCAAAUGGCCGCACGAACCCUUACAAGAUCCCUCUACCACACCCUCUUCACUCCCCAGAAGAGGAACUCUGUCUCAUCAUCGACGAUCGCUCCAAAGCUCGUCUCACCUCUGAAGCCGCCAAAAAGAAAGUUCAGGCCGACGGAAUCCCCAUCACGAAGGUCCUCAAGCUUUCCAAGCUCAAAACAGAUUACCGUCCAUUCGAGGCCAAGCGCAAGCUCUGCAACUCCUAUGAUCUCUUUUUCGCUGAUAAACGAGUCAUUCCUCUCCUUCCAAAGCUAUUGGGUAAGCAGUUCUUUAAGAAAAAGAAGAUUCCCAUACCAGUCGAAUUGACCCACAAGAACUGGAAGGCGCAGAUUGAGCACGCUUGUGGGUCUGCCCUUCUAUACUUGAGGACCGGCACUUGUAGCGUUCUUAAGAUCGCCAGGGUCUCUCUGGGUCGGGACGAGAUUGUUGCCAAUGUUGUUUCUGCCAUUGAUGGGAUUGCGGAGAUCAUCCCAAAGAAGUGGGCAAAUGUUCGGUCCUUUCAUUUGAAGAUGAGUGAGUCUCUAGCAUUGCCGCUUUAUCAGUCUGUUCCUGAUAUGGUUUUUAAAAUCGAAGGGGUUAAGAAGAAAGAAGAGGAGAGUAAAGAAGAAAUACCUGCUGGGUUGGAGUCAGGGAAGGAAGGUAAGCUGAAGGAUGAGAAGAAGUCUGGAAAGAAGAAGGUUUCGAAGAAGGGGAGGAUUCAUGAAGUGCGGUACAUGGAUAACAAUCUUGACGAGUUGCUGGGCAAUGAAGAAUUGGAUGGUGAUGAGGAUUCUGACGAUGGCGAGGAUAAUGAUAAUUAUGAUUUGGGCAUCGCUGAGUUGCUGAGUAAAAAGAGGAAGAAAGUGCAUAGGAUGAAGGGGGACCCGGUUCUUAACGAGUUGAAUGGUGAGAAACAUCCAAAGAAACCAGAAAAGUUGAAGAAGGGGGAUGCUGUGAAAAAGAAGAAGGGUCUAAUUACUUCAGAAAGUGGGGUUAAAGAAGCCAUGGCUAUUGCUGAUGGACCAAAGAAGAAUAAAAAAAGUAAAAUUGCUAAGUCAGAGGGUGUGGGAAUGAAGACUAAGAAUAAGAAGAGUAGCAGAAAACAAACACCAGAGUGAUACCUCUGUAAGGCAUUUAUCCCUUGGUUAUAACUAGCCUUAUCUAUCAGCUGGGGUCUUCACUGUUGGUUGGGCUCCCUGUAAUCAAGUACGCUUGUGUUCUAGAAGUCCUUUUGCAGUUUUUAUUUAUGCAGUCAAUUUUGGUAUUUUGUUGUCAUUCCUUUUUAUUAGUCAGUGCAGUGCAAGCAUUUGAGAUUGGAUGAUCAGAGUUUUUCUGCAAAUUAAUGGAAAUAUAAUCUCUUACUCC
This is a messenger RNA of Telopea speciosissima, 1614 nucleotides long. Its product is annotated as ribosomal L1 domain-containing protein 1-like. The transcript has a single exon. Bases 60 to 1367 code for a protein of 435 amino acids. Gene Ontology annotation, cellular component: 90S preribosome. Lineage: Eukaryota; Viridiplantae; Streptophyta; Magnoliopsida; Proteales; Proteaceae. The record is from RefSeq and is a predicted model, not a curated record.